AUGUCUUAUAAUUCAUCUUCUAGUUCUAAAUGUUCCAGAAACGUCUCUAACGAUCGCAUUGCCUGGCGUGUGCUCUCCAAUGCGCCAACUCGUUACGUUGUCUCACCAAAUAAGGGAUUCCUCUUUAAGCAGGAAAAAAUUGCUGUACAAGUAAUUCUGCUUAACGGUGCAAAAUAUCAUCGUCGCCACGCUUUUGUAGUCCAAGUGAAACCAGCUAGAAUGGAGGAGAACAACCGCAAGCUAACGUGGAGAGAUAUGUCUGCAGCAGAAGCAAAAGUUGUCCAAAACACGAGAAUAGGGACCUUGUGCCCAGCUAGCGUGGAUCUGACGCCAGGUUUGUCUUAA
Messenger RNA from Strongylus vulgaris, 345 nucleotides. NCBI's taxonomy places the organism in Eukaryota, Metazoa, Nematoda, Chromadorea, Rhabditida, Strongylidae. The record is from the annotation of a GenBank genome assembly.